UGAGGAGCUGGGAACAAGACUGACAGAUAGCCCAGCUCCCCUCAGACUGCACUGAGUGACAUUGAACAUUUUGCCACUCAGGUCUCAUGAGGGAAAUGCUGAGGAUUUCUACCUUUGAAGAAGACUCCACAGGUAGGACAGGACUAUCUAAAAGAAAAAAAGGAGGAAAAAAAAUUACUUUCUGCCUUGAAAAGUGUCUCUGAACUUUUCACUUGCUUUUCCUUCUUCACCAGUCUGUCAUCAUCAGAGGCAGCAAAUGUCCAACAGCAGCUCCAUCACCCAGUUCCUCCUCCUGGCGUUCACAGACACACGGGAGCUGCAGCUCUUGCACUUCUGGCUCUUCCUGGGCAUCUACCUGGCUGCCCUCCUGGGCAACGGCCUCAUCAUCACCACCAUAGCCUGUGACCAGCACCUCCACACCCCCAUGUACUUCUUCCUCCUCAGUCUCUCUGUUCUUGACCUUGGAUCCCUUUCCACCAUUCUCCCAAAAACCAUGGCAAAUUCCCUCUGGGACACCAGGGCUGUUUCCUAUGUAGGAUGUGCUGUACAGGUCUUUUUCUGUCUGUUCCUGGUCACAGCAGAAUAUUCUCUCCUCACAGUCAUGUGUUAUGACCGCUACAUUGCCAUCUGCAAACCCCUGCACUACGGGACCCUCCUGGGCAGCAGAGCUUGUGUGCACAUGGCAGCAGCUGCCUGGGCCAGUGGGUUUCUCCAUGCUCUGCUGCACACGGCCAAUACAUUUUCACUGCCACUCUGCAAGGGCAAUGCUGUGGACCAGUUCUUCUGUGAACUUCCCCAGAUCCUCAAGCUCUCCUGCUCACACUCCUACCUCAGGGAUUUUGCACUACUUGUGGUUACUGUCUGUUUAGUCUUUGGGUGUUUUGUGUUCAUUGUGGUGUCCUAUGUGCAGAUCUUCAGGGCCGUGCUGAGGAUCCCCUCUGAGCAGGGACGGCACAAAGCCUUUUCCAUGUGUCUCCCUCACCUGGCCGUGGUCUCAUUGUUUGUCAGCACUGGCAUAUUUACCUGCCUGAAGCCCCCGUCCAUCUCCUCUCCAUCCCUGGACCUGGUGGUGUCAUUUCUGUACUCGGUGGUGCCUCCAGUAGUGAACCCCCUCAUUUACAGCAUGAGGAACCAGGAGCUCAAGGAGUCCAUUAGGAAAGGGAUUUCAUGGAUAUUAGUUGAUGUUGAAUAAAUUUUCAGUGAUUCUACACAAAUGACUGCUAGUGUAUCCCAAUUAGGCCUGUACUCUAUUUCUUGUUUUAUCCUUUUUAUUUUGUUAGCUUUACAUAUAUUUUGCAGUUAUGAUGUUCCUACAUAAGCAUUUUUAUUCAGCUUACACUCUUGAGAAAUGAACCCAGUACAAAUGAUUUUUAAACACCUGAAACCUGUAUAAAUUUUUUUCUAGCAUUGUUUCGGAGCUGACUUUUUCAUUGCCUCUCUGUAAUAAAAUGACAUCUCCCCCUUGCAGUUUCUCUAGAUUUGGCUGUUGUUCCAUAAGCUGAUAUCAACAACAAGCCCAGG
Columba livia (rock pigeon) is the source of this 1521-nucleotide messenger RNA. RefSeq names its product olfactory receptor 14J1-like. Lineage: Eukaryota; Metazoa; Chordata; Aves; Columbiformes; Columbidae. The record is from RefSeq and is a predicted model, not a curated record. The transcript has a single exon. Gene Ontology annotation, biological process: G protein-coupled receptor signaling pathway. Gene Ontology annotation, molecular function: odorant binding; G protein-coupled receptor activity; olfactory receptor activity. Gene Ontology annotation, cellular component: membrane. The coding region runs from base 257 to 1192 and encodes 311 amino acids.